UCGGGAGGAUGUGCAACUGGAACUGUUUGUAUGGCUCUGCAGAAUGGAAAUUCUGGGAAUCAUAAGUAUCGAUGCGGAGAACCACAAGCUGAAGGUUGUUUGUGUGAUAAUACACUUACUUCCGUCGAGGCGUGUGAGUGUGGGUUGAGCUGCCAACUCGACAGUAAUGCCAAAGGGAAUGGAAAUAAGCUAUACAUAUGCCAACCUGACAUUUAUACACCAAAAGACGAGUGUGAUGCAGCAAGCAACAUGUGGGAAAUGGUGUACAGUCAUGAUAAUCUUAUGAACACCAUUGAUGGUUCAUUGGAGGCUCUCACUGAAGGACUUAGAAAUGGGGCAGAAGUUAAAGUUUGGAGUCCAUUUUAUGGCCUUACAAAUAUUCAGAAGAGCUCUAUACAUUCGAUCAUUAAUGACGAACCCGAACAAGAGAUAAUUACAGUUAGUGGUCAAUGUCUUUUCUGGACACAAAAUAAUAGGAACUUGGCGAACAUUUACUUAAUUUUUGCUGCAAAGUUUGCAAACGUCCAUGCCUCGCAAUUCUUUAUCAAUGAUCCUGUAAACAGAGUGCGAAUAAACAGAAAUACUAAUUCCGAGAUGAAGUGGUUUAUCAGACAUAGUUCAAGAAAUGUUGUUGGUGAAGCCAAUAUCAUUCGCGCUAUUGCGGACGGUUCUCACGUAAGAGUCUCGGUAAACGACACAUUUAGACACCUUGAAGUUGCUGACAUAUCGGGACAAGUAUUAAAAGGUGUGUCAAUGUUUGAACUAAGAGAUGUUCAGUCUCAUACCCAGUUUAAUACAACGGAACAAUGGCUACUUACUAACUGGACAACUACCGGAGUUCUGAGAGCAAGUUGGCUGGUCAAUGACCACAUACUCGCAGAAACACAAGAGCUUCCAUACGAGCCAGACUGGCUGGUGGACCCUUGCUGGAUGACUGUUUACAGACAUGCUGAUGACGGUACCCCUCUGUUUGGUAACAUCCAAGAUCUAAAUGAUGCUGUCAAUGCGGGUAAAAGAAUCAAAUGCAGAAUAGGUGAUAAGAUUUACGAGGCCAACGUCGUACGCCAGCCACUCGGCUCCAGUAAAGUUAUUGCCCAGAUCUACGAUUCUAUCAAUUUUGAUGUUGCUCUUGGAAGGUUUGAAUGGUUGAACGUUGAUACAGAUGGGAAUGUACAAACGAUCGAAUACGACAUGGGUAGUACCGGAAUUCAAAGUGACACCAACACUAACGCAGGAAUAACAUGGUUUGCCGAAUACAGGAAUUACAUAGAUAUAACGACUGAAAGCACAACUGAUAAGUCUGCAAGGAUAAAUGCUGGAGCGGACAUCCGGUACAGUGUCAUCGUCAACAAUGAACGCACCUGGUACCAAGCGGACUACGCGCAGGAGAAGAUAAUACUUGGAACCAGAGCACUAUUUAUGUAUAAUCUGUACAACGAACGCGAAUUCGUAGUCGAUGGAUCGAACUACAUUCGUCGAUACAGCUUUGUCAAGUACGAUACAGGACGAUACAACUUCUAUGAUUAUCUGCUUGGCGACUUGAAUCAAUAUGGAGACGGUGCUGUGGAGCCAGCCGACGCAGAUGUUCAAAUGUUCGCGAGAGCAUAAAAUAAAGAAAAUAUUAUAACUAUGUAAAUAAUGGUAUACUUAUUUCAUUUGGUAAAUGACAAAAUAUCUAUAUAGAAAUUAUUUUUUGGUUGAUGAAAAACUUAUAACUGGUCAGAGUGAUAUUGUAAUUCCCAAUUAUUGGAAGUUCCUCUUUUUCCAUAUACUGCUUAGUUUAUUCUAAACAACCCGAAUAGUGCUUAAACUAGUUUGAAUAAAGCAUUUUAUUUAAAAAUAUAAAAUAAAGGUUAUGAUAUCUGAAA
Ruditapes philippinarum (Manila clam) is the source of this 1868-nucleotide messenger RNA. RefSeq lists its product as uncharacterized. The coding region runs from base 31 to 1608 and encodes 525 amino acids. The transcript has 9 exons. The record is from RefSeq and is a predicted model, not a curated record. NCBI's taxonomy places the organism in Eukaryota, Metazoa, Mollusca, Bivalvia, Venerida, Veneridae.